AUGCACAUGAAGCUUGCGGAGCAGCGCAAAGUGGCCCAGCGCCUCGCAUUGGUUGGGACUCUGAUUGCGCCAAUUUGCUAUCCGUCCCUCCCGAAGUUGGCGAUGCAGUUGCACAACAUUCAACAUUGGGGUCUUUUGAACCAAUUCUCAAGCCCUCCUGCUAAAUUGGGCCAUACAUUCCGUCUCAUCGCUACAAUUAAGUGGAAAUCAACAACCAUGUUCAACGUUUAUGCUUUGGAGGCCCCAGGGGAGGGCAAGUUUCUCAUCCCCAGGCUCAACUCGAAAAAGUCCAGGUUUGGCUGUAAAAGAUGCAGAGAUCGCCGGGUCAAGGCAAGUCGCUGGCACUCCCAGUCCAGAGACUCUAAUCAUAGCGCAACAAAGCCCAAAUGCCAGCACUGCAAACGGCACGGCGCAACUUGCAUCUACAACCGGGAGCCCGGGAAACAGCCUUCGGCCUCUAUCCCCUCCCUUACCAACAAACGUAGUGGUCUGGUGAAGCAAGUUGAUGAUGCCACCGAAAGCCGGGAGCGCCGCUUGCUGGAGGUUGGGCUCAUGCGCAAUUACGUGACCAAGACUGGUCCCUCUAUCUGCCCCGACGACCCAACUCAGCCGAUUUUCGCGGCAGCAAUAUUGGAGCUAUCCCUGCAGUGUGAUGCGCUGCUAUACACCGUGUAUUCCAUCACGGCCCUCCACCAAGCCUGGAGUAGCCGUAGCCAGGACGACUCUUCCACUGAUCUCGACGUGCACCGACGAUACCUGUCCCUGGCUCUACGCGAACAUCAAUCGCUGCUACGCAACAUCACCAGUGAAAACAUAGACGCCAUUUGCUUGACGUCUGCCUUUCUCCGAUUCUGUGCGUAUGCCAUGCUCCAAGUACGCAAGCUGCAGCCGUAUACGCCACCCACGCAAUGGUUAAUGAUGGUGAGCACUACGCGUGCAUUGUACGAGGAAGCCUGGGGUGUCGCAAAAGACAAGCCAAAUAGUAUAGCCUACUUGCACCUAAGCAGCUAUUCCAUCACGCGCGACAACAACAACCUCUGGGAGCAGUGCAAAUUCAGCGACUUGGCGUUUGCGCAUGUAAUGACUCGACUAGCACAAGAUGUUGAACUAGAGCCAUGGGAUGCGGAGACGAAGGAUGCAUACGAGGAGGCGCUUCGUUUCCUUGGCAGUGUGAAGAGUGUGGUGGAUGACGGCGCGGCCAAGUUUCUAGUUCUCAGACACCUUCUCCGCUUCCCGUUGGUCAUCCCGACGCGACUAUUGGACUUGGUUCUCGACUGCCAGCCUAGAUCCUUGGUCGUUCUGGCGCAUUAUUUUGCUCUGCUUGUGCCAUUCGCGCAAAAUUGGUAUAUAGGGUCGGGGCCGAAGCAGGAGGUCCUCGCCAUUGCCGACAAGAUGUCAUCGAGUCCUCGUUGGAGGCGCCUACUGGACUGGCCGCUUCAGAUGGUCAAUGCUUGA
Messenger RNA from Metarhizium robertsii ARSEF 23, 1455 nucleotides. RefSeq names its product C6 finger domain-containing protein. Lineage: Eukaryota; Fungi; Ascomycota; Sordariomycetes; Hypocreales; Clavicipitaceae. The transcript is spliced from 2 exons. The record is from RefSeq and is a predicted model, not a curated record. Gene Ontology annotation, molecular function: zinc ion binding; DNA-binding transcription activator activity, RNA polymerase II-specific. Bases 1 to 1455 code for a protein of 484 amino acids. Gene Ontology annotation, biological process: regulation of transcription by RNA polymerase II.